UUUUUUUGUCUCCCUCUUCACUACAGAAGAACUAAAUUCAGAAAACUCGGGUGAAAUUACUCUGUUGUCAAAACUUCAUAAUGACCUCACAAACAAGCUGGAUACCAGUCCUAAUGACGUUUCUUCUUCUAUUACAUUUUUGGAGAGCAAAGGUAUAUGCUUCUGGAAACUCAGAGGAAAUAGAUUUCACGUAUCUUAUUAUAGGAGUUACUCUGGGAGCCUUUCUAGCAAUUGCUUUUAUAGCAGUAAUAAUUUGCAUGAUCAAAAAACAAAUGCUUGACCAUGUCUUCAGAGGUCAAACAUGGGAUCAAGCCAGAACAGAGAUGACACCAACACACCAGAACAGCAAAGUACAAAUAAGCAAUGAUCCUUUUCCUAUUGACAGUUACCCAGUCUGAGAAUCAAUGGAUAUCUCUUGCCCACAAACAGGAAUCUCACUAGCAGUAAUUCCUUUCUUUGUUCUUUAAUUGAAAGACCAAUUGAUUGAUUGAUUACAGGAUGAGCUUACAGUGCAUGCUAACUUCCAUCACCUGCACCACAAAGCCCGUAAUCCCCAACAGCAUGCACAAGAAGGAAACAUAGGAGGAAAAUAAACAAGAUGAGCUCUGCUCAUUAGCAGAUCCUGUUUAGUCUGUGACAAGUGUAUGAUCGAUUUCUAAAAUCAGUUAAAUUCAGGGUAAACGAAAAGCUAGCAACAGUACAUUUCAGCUGCAGAAUUCAUAGUUGUGCUCAUAUUUCAAAUGAGGUUGAAUUAUCUUAAAACUCAUUCAUUUGAGGUUGAAGUAAGAUGGGAAAAAUGAUUUGUGUUAAUUUGAAAACAUUUCAUUCACACUAAAGUUUUAUUUUUUUAAUUUUAGGAUCAAUAUCUUUUGUUUAACUUUAGAUGAUAAUGUUAAUUACAGCUAUUUUAAAUGAACUGUGGUCAAUUACAAACAAAUGUUUUUCAUGUUUUGCUUUUAGAAAAUUGAAAUUAAGAUACUGUUGUAUACCCAAAAUAAAAACUUUCUAGACAUCUGAAAUGAAACGUUCCAUUUCAGCUUUCUACAAACAAGCCAAUCCACCACUUCCAAAAUCCACCCAUCUUCAUUUUUUUUCAGUAUAAAACAACGCACCAAAUUCAAUCUGAAUUCAUGAAUAGUUUCAGUCUCUCACCCCCUUCAUUCUUGUUCUAGCCUUGUAUAUUCUGUUCAAUUUGUUUCCAUCAGCUCUGCAUUACUUGGUUCUAGUUACAGCCUUCUUACACAUGACAAGAAGAAAGAAAGGCAACUGCUAGACUCAACUCCAGCCUGGAAAAUCCGUAUCUUAUUAAAAAGCGUGACUUGAAAAACUCAUGGAUACCAACCCAGUAAUUAACUUCCAGACUGUGAACAGCCACAGUCAGCCCUACGUGUUAUAGACAGAGCUGAUACCCUGAGUAGGGGCUCAGAGUCAAAACUGUCAGGAGCAGAAAUAUCAAAAUUAUGUUUCUAUGAGGAAGUUAUUUGCUAAAUACUAAUUGAAACUGAAAUGAUUUAGAUGUAUUUUUGUUCUGACCAUAGCAAGUCAGGUAAUGUUUCCAAAUGUACAAAGGAAACCCUAUUACUUGGAUUGUAAUUUUUUUGCAUGUUUUGAACAAGAAAAUGUAAGUUUUAUUUCAGAGAAAAGUGAUAUAUUAGAAUAAUCUCCUUGGGUUCCCUAGGUGUCUGUUACCCACUUCAGUUCCAGUGCAGUUCAUUAGUAGCAUUUGCUAAUGGAUAAACUGAAUGUGAUACUUGCUAGUAAUUGUGUGCGUCUACAUGUGUAAGUGAAUAAUCCACCUUGUAAGGUAUCCAUUAAUUGAUUUGCUUCCUUUAGUACCAUUUUAAUUAAGACUUGGAAAAGAAGAGAGCAUGUGGUCAGGGAGGGAAGGUAUUACCUUCCCUUAUUUGUGUAAACAAACAUUUCUUUUGCAUCAUUUUAUUAUUUGACAAGAAAUAACGAUGAAAAUAAACAAACAAACAAAAAAGGAUAAGUUACAAGCAGUAAGGGAGAAAGGCCUGGAGAAUUACUUAAUAAUCUAGAUCAGGCAAAGGCACUGGUCUGGAAAAUACAUAAAUCUGGUCCGUGUGACGUAAGAGAUGAGCCAGAUUCAACUCCUCCCAAACAGAAAGGACGGCAAAUUUGCUAACAAUCAAAACAGUUAAAAUCUGAAUCUUCUUUGGUCUCUCAUUCUCAUGGCUAUAAGUGAAGAAUCAGAACAUUUUAGUUAAGUAUUGUUUUGUUUGUAUUUUACAACCACACUUAAAUAAAUACAAAAUAAGGUUAUUACAAAUACUUCCACUAGCUCUUCUCAAAUGUAUGAUGACAUAGACCAGGUAUGAAAUACCAAGUGCCUGCUAAUGCAGAAUCUAGAACCACAGAAUCAUUAAGAUUGGAAAGGACCUCUAAGAUCAUCUAGUCCAACUACUGACACCAUGCCCACUAACCAUGUGCCUCAGUGCCGCAUCUCCAUGUUUCCUGAACACCUCCAUGGACGGUGAUUUCCUGAACACCUCCUCCACCUCCCUGGGCAGCCUGUGCCAGUGCAUCACCACUCUUUCUGAGAAGAAAUUUCCUAGGUCAGAAUAAAAGUUCACCUUCUCCAGAAGCCUCUUUGCCACAGUGGCUAGUAACAAACGCCUGCACAAAGUCUAAGCCCAGCAAACACAUGCCUCUACUUUCCUAGAAGAUACUACUGGCCUCCAGCAUGCUUCUGCUUAGCAUCACUAAGCCAAAAGAGAGGUUGUCGAGUUUGAUAUCUUCAGAUGAACUUACUUUCCGUAGUCAGAAGUAGUGGAUUCCAUAGAAAAUAUAUCUACUAAAAAAAUAGAGGCCUCACUCACUGUUACUACAUUAGUGAAUUUGCAUGGUCCCUACUCCCACAGUGUGAAAGCAAUUCCCAUACUCCUAAGAAGACAUGUUCACAAUUUAUAGAGAGGGGAAAUGAGACAUGGAGGUGCCAAAGUGCUGUGCCAAAGGCCAAUGCAGCCUCAGCAGAGCAGAGAAUACAGACAUUUUCCAAGUCCAAUGUGGGAGACCUAAUUAUUAUUAUGAGACCAUCAUUCUUCUUUACUGCUACCUCCAAGAAAAAUACUGCUUUUGGAAUGGUUAGAUGUUAAGUAUUUCACCUUAUUGAAUAUUAUUGGUCUUGAUUCUCAUAUUUCAGGCUUUAAGCCAUCGAAUAUCCCUAUGCCUUCAUUCACAGCUGUAUCAAGCACUUACAGCAAAAUCAGUGGUAUUGCUCUGGGGUUGAAUGCUGUGUGUAAUAAAAACAAGCCCAAAUGUUUCACAGGCAAACUGUGGUAUAGUGUGCAGGUCUUGUCUUCUGCAUUUAGUUAUAAAAAUAUCUUCCCUCCUACAAGUCAUGCAGUGCUUGCAGGAGGCCAGCAAUGUUUCAUCUGCAUUCCUUACACUGCUGCUGGCAGCACUCUAUCCUCAUGCAGGAAAUCCAUAAAGCCUUUCACUUUACAGAUCAGAUUCCACUUAUCGCUAUCAGAAAUCUUUCUAAGUCAAUGAACAAUUAAAAUAAUUACCUUUAAUCAUAUUCUUCAAUUACUCCACAGCAACAAGGGAAGACUCAUAGGACUGGGACCAGAUGCAAAGAUACUCUGCUGUGAUUAAAACUAGCUGAGUUGUUCCAAUGACGAUAAAAUACAGACAAUUCACCCCCUCUGGGAGAAACCCCUGUACGUUUUAAGCAGUUUCAUAUUUAAAGUCAUUAGAGUGGCUCAAAGAAAUGAAUGGAUACCUAUGGGGACUCUUUCAAAAGAGGUGCCACUUUGAAAGGGAUAUAAAGCAGAAAACAGCUACUCAGAAGAAAAGGCUGCAUAUUCACAGGAUGAGCAAAGCAGUUGUCAGUGCUGGGCAGGCUGGUUGAUUAAUCAAUCUAUCCUCAUCCUCCAGGUAUCUCCAGCAUCUCUGCCUCUGGGGGCUUGCUGUCCCUACUCAGGCCUUUAUAUGAGACAGUACUGGUGGCUUUUUGUCCAGGGGGUAGUUGCAGGUUGGCAGAACAGUCAAGGGACUUAGCCUGGGAACACCAGGGGAAUUGCUUUUGAUAGCAAACUGAUUACAGAAAGGAGAACUAAAUAUAAAAGAGACCUGACUGGUGUUGGGAAGGUACAGAAAGUGAUUGCAGAAGAACAGACAUAAUACAUGAACAACAAUCACCUCAAGGGAGUGUUGUAACCAAUUCAGAACCAACAGAGCAAGCAGACUGCCCCCCUCUAAGUUAAAAUACAUCGUGCUCUUGGGCUUGUAGAGAAUAGCUGGAAGCUCUGAUCUCUGCUGUAACAUACAGGCUCAGAAACCAGGAAAUCAACAGUAAUAUUAGUAACUAAUAGUAGUAAUAAUAAUUUAAAAAAACAACCAAACACAAAACUUCUAAAUUGUCAGAGCUAUUUUGUGCCUGCUAGCAGACAUUUGAAUUUUCAGAGUUGCAAACACAGGCUCAGUAAAUGGCAGGCUCACACCAGCUUGCUACUGAGAGGCAGUCACUUCCCAGUGAUACACACCAAGCCCAAAAAGUUUCUGUUGUACCAAGGGCAGAAGCACUUUUGGACUUAGCGUCCAAAAUGUCUGUGCCUGGACAGACAGCCCACGCUGGGCUGAGAACCUGCAACUUGUUGCACAGUGUCCCACCUACGCUCAUCUCUGCUUAGUGCUGGAGCUUGAACCACAGCAGCAUCCCAGCAACACCCACUAAAACUGGGCAGUCCCAGAGCAAAUGUCAAAGCCUUCUCUUCAAGGAGGAUUCAUGUGGUAUAGCCACCAGCAGUCCCUAAGGCACAUUUUGCUGAAGGGUUUAGAAGUGUAUCACAUUCAGAACUUGUCAUGGCUACAACUGGUUUUAAUUCUACUGUUGAGUUUAGCGGGAGCAAGACGAAGAUAUGACUGUACCAUCCAUGUAAGCCAUAGAUGUCUUCCCACCCUGACUAAGGAAAAAUAAAAAACCUCAUCUUGUGGUCUUGAUUAUUCAUGAAGUAAGAACCAGUCAUUGGCCUAGCAGCAUGCGGCUUUUCAGGCACCUUCCUUGGGAAUGUCACUGAUCUGAAAUGGGAAGGAACUAAGGGAGACUUGUCCUCAGUGGGACCAAAGAAAGCAUCCACAGCUCAGGGUGAAUCCAGAAGCAGAAACAAAUCAGAAUCAGGCUCAGAUCAAAUAACAGCUGCUAGUUCCCUGCUCCCAAGCUUUCCUACUGACUUAUUUAUUAUCUCCUUCUGCGUAAUUUGUCAUAAUCUCUGACUCGUCAGGCCAAUUAAUCAUGCUUCAGAAAAAAUGAGAUUUCUCACAAGGAGAUUAUCUGUCUCUGACAAACAAGGGAUAAUUCAAUUAGUUUCCUUUUCUAAACAUUUAUUAACUGGUUUUGGUAAAUUAGUCCUUUUUGUAAUUUAGCUAUAAUUUAGGAAGAUUUAAUAUGUCAUUAGGCACACCAAAUUCUGUGUUAGUAUAACAUUAUGGCUGAGAUUUUAAUUGCCCUAGAGUCAGGAACUGUAUACAUAAAC
This is a messenger RNA of Phasianus colchicus (ring-necked pheasant), 5498 nucleotides long. It is a transcript of the gene TMEM273, whose product is annotated as transmembrane protein 273. Lineage: Eukaryota; Metazoa; Chordata; Aves; Galliformes; Phasianidae. The record is from RefSeq and is a predicted model, not a curated record.